Messenger RNA from Dovyalis caffra, 2301 nucleotides. NCBI's taxonomy places the organism in Eukaryota, Viridiplantae, Streptophyta, Magnoliopsida, Malpighiales, Salicaceae. The record is from the annotation of a GenBank genome assembly.
AUGUUGGGGAAUGGGAAUCCGUGGUCUCCCGAGUGCUUCACAAUUAAUCAAAUAGCUUCUGCAGCUGAGAUAUUUGACAUCUUGGAAUAUGUAUGUCAUGUACAUAAGUUACCUCUGGCUCUUACAUGGCUUCCAGAAGGCAGAGACGCAAAUUCAAACAGAACAAAUAAAUUACGCAUUGAGAAUACUGCUUGCUAUGUGAAUGAUUUAGAAAUGAAGGAAUUUGUGGAAGCAUGUGCAGAAGUUCAUCUUGAGGAAGGGCAAGGUGUUGUUGGAAAAGCACUUCUAUCAAAUAAGCACUUUGUCUCCGAUGUUUCCAAGCUCGAUGCAGUUGAUUAUCCAUUUGCUCAGAAGGCAGUAGAGUUUGGCCUUCAUAGUGCUUUUGCAAUCAAGAUAGAAAGCAGCUACACCAACAAUGAUGGUUACAUUUUAGAAUUUUUUCUCCCCCAGAAAAUGCGAACAAGCUCAGAACAGGAAAGGUUGAUACAUGAAAUCUCAUGUACCAUGCAACAGAGUUGCAGGAAUUUGAGAAUAGUUUCAGACAAUAGUGGCUUCCACAUUAGUAAUAUUCAGAACUCUAGGGUGCCUUACAGCAUCACGCCAGCAGCUUUCCCUUCCAUCUCUUCUUCAGGAUUACCGUCAAUUAGUAGUUUAAAUUCGAGUCAAAGGAGGGAAUUAUCAAGUCAAAUGAGGGAAUUAGGUCGUAUUUUGAAUCAGACAGAUGAUGAAGAGGACAUGCCUGAAGCUAAUAACCAGGAAGUCGAAGAACAACAUUCCUCAUUCGAACCAGUACCCUUGACCGACAACAUGUUGGUGAACACAGAUGAUUCUGCUCAGACAAGAGGUGCUAAAAAACGGGCGAGGACAUCCGAGGUGUGGAAUUACUUUGAUGAGAUAAGAGUAAACGGAGAAGUAUGGGCCAUAUGCAAAGGUUGUAAUGCCAGAUUUCGAGGGGAAAGCACGAGGGGAACUACAAGUCUACAUCUCUCCCACCUAAACUUCAAUAAAGAGUCAUUGGAAAGUUGGAAUCAGGAAUCUGCACUGGGCGCUGGAGACACAAUACGAGGUGGAAGUUCGAGCAGUCUAAUCGAGCCAGGGACGGUGAGCUCUUCUGCAUUUCAUGAAGACCAACCUGAUGAUCCUCACAUAAUGAUGGAAGGAAAUGUUUGGUCUCCCGAGUGCUUCUCAAUCAAUCAAAUUGCUGUUUCGGCUGAGAUAUUUGACAUGUUGGAAUAUAUAUGUCAUGUACAUUACCUGCCCCUAGCUCUCACAUGGAUGUCAGAUAGGAGACGUAUUCUUCGCUUGGAGAAUAGUGCUUGCUAUCUGAAUGACUCUACAAUGGCAGAAUUUAUAGAGGCAUGUGGAAAAAACCGUCUUGAGGAAGGGAAAGGUGUAGCUGGAAAAGCACUUCAAUCCAACAGUAUAUGCUUCGUCUCUGACAUCUCCAAGCUUGAUGUGAAAAAUUAUCCAUUUAUUUUCGACGCAUGGGAGUUUGGUCUUCGCGGUGUUGUUGCAAUCAAGCUAACAAGUAGCUACAUGAGUAGUAUUGAUUAUGUAUUGGAGUUUUUCCUCCCUCCUGAGAUGAAAGAAAUUUCAGGACAGCAUCUUUUGAUAAAUAAAAUCACAUCUAUCUUGCAGAAGAACUCUAGGGAUUCAUGGACAGUAUUUACUGAAUUAAGUGGGGCUAAUGUUAGCUCUGAAGUUAGGAUGGAGGAGGUUGGGACAAGUGACAUCAGAUCGACAGCUAUUCGGGACAGCCCACCACCAGCAUUAUCAGAGAUUGGUAGUUUAAAUUCAAGUGAUAUCAGGGAGUUACGCAAUAUUUUUAAGCCAACAGGUGAUGGAAUGGAAGUGCCUGAAGCUCAUGAGCAGGAAGUUGCGGAACAAAAUUCCACAUUUGAACCUGCAGCAGAUCUGUGCCCAGACCAUGAGAUGGUCGACAUAGAUAGUUCUCGUUUCAAUACAGGCAUGACAAGCAAACGACGAAGGACAUCUGAGGUUUGGCAAUACUUUGACGAGAUGAGACAAAAUGGAGAAUUGUGGUUAAUAGAUUCUGUGAAUCUUCCUCAAGAAAUGAAGUCAUUGCAAUAUGUAGCAGGUUCUGCUGCUAGUGAAGUACUGAGUCCUGCUCCGCGUCAACAACAUUGUUUUGCGGUGGCUGGUCGAUGGAGGGAGGCGAUGGUUCCUGCACUCCUGACUGUGAGUUGGGACAAAGUUGCUGCAACCCAAAGAAAAAAUUUCUUGACGAAGGCUGGUGCUGAAAUUGCCAUGGUAGUCCUAUAUGGAAUGAUAAAGCUUUGA